AUGUAAAUGUAAGUUGGAUUAUAAGAAUAAUUCGGUCUAUUCAAUGAUUCCCAAUUUCCAAAUUCAUACCUAUGUACUUCAUCCCUUUCGUGGCGAGGAAAAAGCCUUCCGACACAGACACAAUAUGACCUGUUGUUUCACCUUUGUGUGGCAUAAUAUUAGCCGUUUAAUUUGCUCGAAGUUUCACCCGCGUCGAUCUCCUUCCUCCGGUUGGAUCAAUUCUGGGCGUUACUCCGAAGCUAAAACUUUUAUCCCACCGAAGAAGUUAAGGAAACGACACAGGAAGGCCAAGGAAAAGAGAAAAAAAAACCGAGCUCAUCACACCCAAAGUUAACAGUCACCGCUAGACAGCAGACACGUUCAUAGCCACAAGGCAGAACUCGCCUCUCCCAGGUCACUGUUGGGUCAAGUAAACUCAGGCUGAAUAAACACGUGAAACAUUCUGCACUAAUUAGUCCCGGUGGUGGAACAGACACCGACUGCAGACGGCCCGUUCCAGCUACGUGCUUGUGGCCUGCUCCACUUCAAAUAGUAAUCCUGCAGCGGAAUAGUAAAUCCGACAUAUAAACCAGUAGCAGCGUCAUUGGUUGCAUUGGCGCAUGGUGUGAAACAGCUGUAGCUAAAUGCCAAAAAUAGACGGCAAGUAAAUUAAAACAGUUCGCCUCCCGCGGUUGUACGGUUUGCACAGUGUAACACAGUUUGACGGAGUUCACACACGGAACUCGUGCUAGCGGAGGCUGGCGUUGUGACACCUUGUACUACAGCCACUACCACCACCAGCAGCUAGGGGCCAGAGUAAAUGAGUUGAUUCCCACGAACCCCGACCACCGUCACUGGUCUCUGGGCUAUCACGCUUGCGAAAAUUCGCUCUCGCUAAAGUUUCCCCACGUCCGUCGGAGUUCCCGAGAGUUUGGAAUGCUGAAAAUGAUCUUCAGUGAUUUAGUAUUCAGCGUGCAGUUCGUGGUUUUGUUUCAAAGCUACUGCUGCACCGCCGUAACAGUUUCGCGCAGAACUUCAUCAACGCCAACCGCUGCCACCGGCGACGGUGGGGCCAACAAUGGUGCUAUUGCGAACACCAACAGUAGCAGGGUUCUACCGAACUCACCAUCACCACCAUCAUCAUCGUCAUCAUCAUCGCCACCAUCAUCAGCGAUGCAAAAGUAUGACCUUCCUGGAGAACUCGGACAGUCGUGCCUAGUGGUGGAAGAUUGUCGUCAAUAUGCCUACACGUGUGACAACCAGAGCAGAGCCUGCGAUUGUUCCGAGGGGUACCGACCGGACGAACCAGCCAAGAUAUGCGUAGGAGGUGAGUGA
Messenger RNA from Toxorhynchites rutilus septentrionalis, 1314 nucleotides. RefSeq lists its product as uncharacterized. The record is from RefSeq and is a predicted model, not a curated record. The coding region runs from base 916 to 1314 and encodes 132 amino acids. Lineage: Eukaryota; Metazoa; Arthropoda; Insecta; Diptera; Culicidae. The transcript is spliced from 3 exons.